AUGCAGAUCAAGUUCGCUCUCCUCAGCCUUCUGUCGGCCACGGGUGUUUUUGCCCAGGAUGACAAUAUCCUCGAGGCUCGCAACGACAAGGACAAGGGAAUGGAAAAAACCAAUGGUGCCAUGUUCCGCAUUAUGCCUGUCGGUGGAGCCGCCAUCUGGGGUGAGGGCUCAUCCAAGGGCAACGCAUUCCGCAGGAAGCUUCGCGAAAUGAUCGUCGAGAAGGGCAACCCUGUCAACAUGGUCGGUAGCCGCAAGAAUGGUGACUUCACUGACAAGGACAACGAGGGCUGGCCGGACCUGUUCAUCGACGAGAUCCGCGACAAGGCCAUGCGCAACGAGUCUGUUCCUCGUUUCCUCCCCAACAUCUUCCUGGUAAAUGCCGGUACCAAGGACGCUGUCAAGGACAAGGACAUCGACAAGGCUGGUGAGCGCUACGAGCGCCUCAUCAAGGACUUGCUCGACAAGUCCAAGGACUCAAUCGUCAUUGCUUCAACCCUGAUCCACCACCGCAACGGUGACAUUGACAACCGCAUCAACAAGAUGAAUGACCAGUUCAAGAAGGUCGUUGAAAAGCUCCGCAAAGACAAGAAGAAGGUCCUCAUGGUCGACAUGGCUGGAUCCGAUGGCCCUGAGACCAAGAAGGAGGCCGACAACUACAGCAACGACGAGCACCUCAACGACAAGGGCUACGACAAGAUGGCUAGUCUUUGGUUCAAGGGUCUCGAGCAGGCAGCCAAGGAGGGCUGGAUCAAGAAGCCCCAGUGGAGCCUGCACUGCAACGGCCCCAAGAAGCAGAGCCCUUGGGACAUGCCCUUCUUCCGCCAGUUCCCAUUCUCCUCUCCUUGGUUCCAGAACAACAACAACAACAACAACAAGGACACUUGCAACGCCCAGGACGCCAAGAAGAUCACCGAGCAGGUCAAGAAGAUCAACGACCAGGUCAAGAAGGACCUCAUCAACGAGAGGCCGAAGUGGGCCAACGAUGUCGAGAAGAAGAUCAUCGACGAGCUCAAGAAGACCAUCAGCGACCUCAAGAACCAGAUCAAGGACGAGCUCAAGAAGGAGCUCAAGUGCAAGGACUCUUAA
Pyricularia grisea is the source of this 1086-nucleotide messenger RNA. RefSeq lists its product as uncharacterized. The coding region runs from base 1 to 1086 and encodes 361 amino acids. The transcript has a single exon. The record is from RefSeq and is a predicted model, not a curated record. Gene Ontology annotation, molecular function: phosphatidylcholine lysophospholipase A1 activity. Lineage: Eukaryota; Fungi; Ascomycota; Sordariomycetes; Magnaporthales; Pyriculariaceae.